AUGGACACGGACACUUCUUUUGAAAACCAGGACGGAGAAUGGCGCUCGAACGUACAAGGCAAAAAUAACGAAGCCAUGCUUGUGGAUCAAGACGAGGAACGGACGCAAUGGGAUAGUAGCGGUGGAUCACAGCAGCACAGUCGAUGCCAAAAUUACGGCGAUGGGUUUCAGGGCAAGGAAAAGGACGGUGGACCGCGUUGGCGCUCGACAUGCCAAGAGUGCGUCCAGCGACUUCGAUCACAGCAUCAGUUCCAUUCGGUCAACUCGUUGACAUUCAGAGGCACGAUUAUCGUCCCGGAGGUGGUGGCGUUCUUCCCGAAUCUGGGGACACUGGCAUUGGAAGAGGGACUUAGUCGAUUGGCCCCGUAUCCCAGCUUUGACAGCAAUGGAUUCAGUAGUAGGGCCGACACGGACGGCUGUAUGAAUAACAACGAUAGUAAUAGGGGUGGUGCUUACGGAAGCGGAAACUGCAGCAGUAGCUUCUGUAUGGAGAGCGACAGCGACAGCAUGGAUGUAACGGUUAGUCGACUGUCGAGCAUGGUCGACGACUUGGCACAGACACUCUUGAAUGGUUGCCCCAGCUUGCAUCGACUUGUCUUGAACGAGCCAUUGUUAGUAGAUGAUUAUCUAGGCCAGGAGCUGCACCGACAUGGUGGACCGCAGCGGCUAACGCUGGUAUUGAAGGCGAUCCCGCGGUUGGAGCAGUUUGUCGUACAUUCGAAGGUGGUGGCCAGAUGCCCCGGCUUGGUGGAGACCUUGCUUGAGUACCAUUACCCGCAUCUCACGUCCUUCCAAGUUCUCGAUGAUGCAGAGCAGCAACACCAGCACCAGCUAUACCAGCAGCAGCAACAGUACAGCAAGCCUCCUUUUGCUCAGACCUUGAAAAUACACCACCUCCUCAUCUCUCUCAACAAUAACAGAAGCAACAGCAACAACAACGAUAACAAUCGGUUACUUUGCCUAACGAGUAUUCAUCUUGCACACCCUCUUCAGCGUGAUCAACUGCAGUCUCAGCCUCUGCCCCAUCGGUCGCAGCAAUUGUACCAGCAACGGUACCAUGAACAGCAGCAGUACCAAGAGCAGCACGACCCGAACCAGAGCCAGCGCCAGCAAGCCCCAUUCCUGCAGCAGACCCUUGAGACCCAACGACAAGAGCAACAGCAACUCGACACGUUACUCCAGCUUCGCAAGGCCUGUUUCCGGAUCCUGGAAUGCUGUCCACAGCUCCAGACCUUUGAGUCCAAGGUGCCACUUUCACUCCAGGACCUGAUCGCGUCGAUCCCUCGAUGGGCUUGUGGGCAUUUGCUGACUGUGCUAAGACUUGAGAUCCAGGAGCUUACCGUCGACGAGAGAUUGGAUCUCGAGGAAGAAGAGGUGAUGCAGAUGUUUAUCAAGAGUCUGUUCAAAGGCACCAACAACUGCGGCGAUGGAAAUAUUAGCGGCGCGGACAACCGUUCGGACGCUUCUUUGGCUAGGGGGUCGCAGUCUCAAUCGAUCAACGCAUUAUCUUCGCUUUCAAAACCGUCUAGUGCGUCCUCGCCGUUCUACCCAUCCAGCGAUUCUUCAUACAACCUACCUAGCGACCGUUCGUCCGGCUGGGCAUCAGGAUCAGGAGCUGGGUCAGGAGCUGGAUCAGGAUCUGAUUGGUCGAGGCCCGCAUCUGCGGCGUCCGGCAGUGGUGCCUCUGGAUCCUCCAUAUCGGGGUCUGAUGCAUCGUCCGGCGCAGCCUCUCAACAGGACUCGAUCUCGUCGUCGUCAAGAGCCGUAUAUAGCAGUGACUCAUCAUCCACGUCGUCAGACCAUUCCUGCACUCCUGCGAACAACAGCAACGAUAACUGCAAUAGCAACAGUAACGACUGCAGCAAUAAUAAUGACUCUAUGUCGCCAACCCCAUCCUCUGUACAACUCACAUCAAUAUUACCGUCAAAUCUACCCACCGUGACCGCCAACAAUACCUCCUCAGGCAGUGAUCAGAGCAGUGCUUCCAGUUGGUACCAGCGCCACUACCUACGUUCAGUUCCGCUACCUCAUUCUCAAGGUCAAACUCUAGGCCAGGGAUACGAGCAUAGACAGGGGCAAGGAGGACGCCAUCGCUUACCUCUACCACCACCACCACCGCCGCCGCCGCCACCGGCAAACUCAGCGAUGCCCAUGUCUGCAUCUUCGUCCUUGGCAUCCCCGGGGGGAUGCGCCGACUACUGCCAAUUCAAGUCGGUCGGCCGGCUCAUCGCGCUGCAGUUCUUGGUUGAGCAUCAUUUGAUUUAUCUCCCUAAGCUCGAUCGUUUCUUCCUUGGAAACCGUCGUUAG
This is a messenger RNA of Gamsiella multidivaricata, 2307 nucleotides long. RefSeq lists its product as uncharacterized. The record is from RefSeq and is a predicted model, not a curated record. Bases 1 to 2307 code for a protein of 768 amino acids. NCBI's taxonomy places the organism in Eukaryota, Fungi, Mortierellomycota, Mortierellomycetes, Mortierellales, Mortierellaceae. The transcript is spliced from 3 exons.